Molecule: messenger RNA, 198 nt
Organism: Botrytis porri
Lineage: Eukaryota; Fungi; Ascomycota; Leotiomycetes; Helotiales; Sclerotiniaceae
Exons: 1
Coding region: 1-198 (65 amino acids)
Source: RefSeq, a predicted model, not a curated record
AUGGCUUCGGAACAACCAGAAAAUGAAACUUCGGUUUUGACGAAGUGGGGUCCAGUUGUAGUUUUCAACGGCAAAAACUACCCCUUCUUCGAGAACUCGGUCGUAAUGGCUAUGGUGGCAGCAAACACACUAGGGUUCCUUAGUGACACUGAAACAACAGUAGCGGUACCAGCAGAAACAGACUCAGAUAUGCAAUGA